CAUGUUCUUAACCCACCUUCAAACGGACUUUGGAGCCAGUGACACUAGCACCUAACGUUAGGGAAUAUUAUCGGGUGCGAUUUUCUCAAUAAAAGGACGGAGGUCAAUGCAGUAAAAUGAAUAUUGUGAUACUAUUGAUCGCGUUGACGCUGCCUGCAGCUUACGGGUACUGCCCUACAAAGGACAUAACCUUUCUGGGUCACUGCUCGUACAAGAUCAAAUGCAGCCGCGCCCUGAACAACUUCCGACUGGAGCCCUACUGCCUCGGGUCCAGCAACUACAACACAACCAUCCACAUCACCGUGGACGAAGCCGAGGAGACCCUGGAUACUCACGCCAACCCGGAGGUUCUACAGGCUGUUACCUCCCUGACAGUCUUCGGGGACUGGUCCGAAACGAACAUGUCGUUCGUACAAAACAUGUUUCAACUGAGGCACUUGAAGGUAAUCCACAGCAGAAUCCACCGAAUAACGGGCAGCCCCUUUCGAUACCUCAACAUUAUACAGAGUAUCUCUCUAUCCCACAAUUCGUUGACCGACCUGGAAGGAGUAUUCCAGUUCGAAUCCUCACCCACGAGGCUAAAAACGUUGAUCUUGUCCUACAAUAAAAUUGACAAUCUUAGAAGGGAUACCUUCGAAGAUCUAUCGAGGCUCACCGAGCUCGAUCUCUCCUACAACGCCAUCUCCGACCUCAGCGAUGAACCGUUCGCAAACUUGACCGACCUCGUAACUCUUAAGCUGAACAACAAUAGGAUAUCGCAAAUAGGCAGUGCAUUUAACUACACUAGACAUCUGAAACAUCUUUACUUGGCUAACAACGAAAUCGAUAACUUAAACGAAUAUUCUAUAGCGACGAUCAACGAUUUGGAAACGUUGGACAUCUCGCGAAAUAAAAUAGCUCAAUUCGAGCCGGCCGUGCUCUCCAGACAUUGGGAUCAUUUGGAUGACCAUUCGAUUUGUAGGAUACUACUGUCCGACAACAAUAUAGUUUCCGUACCAAACACGACGUUGGAGUAUCCGACUAAAUUGUCUCGUCCCGUAAGAAAUAUUCUGAAAAACCGCGUGGACGUGCAUGUCGAUUUGUCGAAGAAUUCUAUUAGCAAUAUCGAGUACAACGCUUUCCAAGCUAUAUCACAUUUGACUGCGCUCGACGUUUCGGCCAACAAACUAUUGACGUUUAUCGUUAACGCUGAACACUUGCAGUACAUCACCUACCUCAAUUUGAGUUGCAACCAUUUGACGAGAAUACAUUACGAAAGUUUCGCGCUGAUGCGUAGCCUACAAAGCUUGGACUUGUCGCACAAUAACAUGGACGAGUUCCCCGAUGAACCCCUAGGAGAAAGCACGCAGCUGAGAAGACUGAAUCUAACUAAUAAUGCCAUAGAAAACAUCGACAGACUAAGAUUAACAUUCCAUACUCAAGGGGGUGUGCUGGAUCUAUCCAACAACGGCUUAACUACGCUAAAGGUACCAAAAGACGAAGCCUAUGGGCUGACUGAUUUGAUACUCAGCUGCAACAACAUCACCGAGUUGUACCAGGUUCAAUUGAACAGCCAGUACCAUCUGUUGCAUCUCAAUUUAAGUCAGAAUUACAUCCAGGAACUAGACGAGAACUCGGUGCAGCUGCCUGAAUCGCUGAUCUUUUUGGAUUUGAGUGCAAAUAUAAUUCAAGUGAUCGAGCCCUCGUCGUUCCAGAAACUGCCGUUUUUGAACAACUUGAGGCUAUCUCGGAACAGAAUAAGAGAAAUCAAGUAUGGAACAUUCAAUGGGCUUACUUCUUUGAAAUUUUUGGACCUUUCGUUUAAUAACAUAGACCAUCUUGACUCAAAAUAUCUUCUGGAUUUGCAAUCUUUGGAGAUCCUAUCAUUGAGGAGUAACCAUCUCAACUACUUGGACCACAACACUUGGCUUACGCAUAAGCAUGAUUUGAUGGUAUAUUUGGAUGACAAUGAUUAUUCUUGUGAUUGGUUGGCGAAGGCUCUGCAGGACUAUCAAAAUGGAUACUCAAAAAUGAGACCUAUGGCGCUGAGGAAACCGACAACGAGGAAUUCAAUUUUAGACAUUCCUUGCUCGCAGCUGGACCAAAAGAUUGUAGAUCCCAGCUCAAAGUAUGUUAUGAGUGAUGAUCGUCUGCUUGUGAUGACCCAGAAGAUUCUAGAGGUCCUCAAAGAGCAGAGUGGUUACAUGAAAAGGAUUCUGAAGUAAUACAAGAAUCAUUUUUACUGAUGUAAUUUAGUAGUAGUUUAUCUUAAGUUCUUUUUUUUAUUUCGUCGAUUAAUUCUUUUUAAUUAUAUUACUUUAAACCUGAUUUUGACAUUUUAGCUGUUUUAAAAACAGCUAUGUUAUGUAUGAGAUCUAAAUUUUGAUUUUAAUUAUAAGCAUUAGAUAUAAGUUAAACUGUCCCAGUUUUAUGUCAUUAAUAAAAUUUAAUUACUUU
This is a messenger RNA of Aricia agestis (brown argus), 2436 nucleotides long. Its product is annotated as leucine-rich repeat-containing protein 15-like. Bases 117 to 2204 code for a protein of 695 amino acids. The transcript is spliced from 3 exons. Gene Ontology annotation, molecular function: protein binding. The record is from RefSeq and is a predicted model, not a curated record. NCBI's taxonomy places the organism in Eukaryota, Metazoa, Arthropoda, Insecta, Lepidoptera, Lycaenidae.